This is a messenger RNA of Etheostoma cragini (Arkansas darter), 556 nucleotides long. RefSeq names its product small integral membrane protein 19 (gene smim19). The transcript is spliced from 3 exons. NCBI's taxonomy places the organism in Eukaryota, Metazoa, Chordata, Actinopteri, Perciformes, Percidae. The record is from RefSeq and is a predicted model, not a curated record. The coding region runs from base 142 to 453 and encodes 103 amino acids.
UGUUUACCCUAUACUCUUGAUGCGUUUACCCCGUCUCAGUUGAGUCGCAAGCGAUAGUGAGCUAAGAAAGCGGAUAUAAUAGAAUUUUAUUUCACGUAUUUGCCCGCGCAGUUUGGGCGUAACGUUAGUUGUCGUAAUUCAAUGGGCGGUCACGGCGUUUUGGGGAACGAGCCCGAAUCUAUCGACUACUCGGUGCACGAAGCCUGGAACGAGGCCACCAAUGUCUACCUGCUGGUUAUCCUGGUCAGCUUCGCCCUGCUGAUGUACGCCAGAAAAAACAAGAGGAAGAUCAUGCGGAUCUUCACUCUGCCCCCCACGGUCGGCAGCAGCCCGGAGCCCAACUUCUACGACAGCCUGCAGAAGGUGCGCCUGCGGCAGCAGCUGGAGAUGUACUCUCUGGCCAGGAAGUUCGAGCAGGGCCAGGCCGACAGUGUGCAGCUCUCCAUGGAAUGAGAGCAGGGAGGAACCCUUCCCUUUCUGUCGGAGAAGACACGCCUGCGUCUCCGAGCCCUUUGUGCGUGGACGGGAAAGCGUCUGGACGGCUGUCCCGAUCGCA